GACUCGACCGAUCAACGCCCAUACAAACAUCAACUCCUCGUCCUAUUACUUGAAGAACUGCCAAAAUGGUCGAGUUAGUAGAAGUUGAGGAUGAGUCCUUUGAGACCAAGCAAGCAGGCCCUGAGGAGAACGACGACGACUACUACACUGAUACCGACUCCGAAAUCUCUACCGACGAUGAAGACAAUGUCCCUCAGGAGGAAACGCUGGCAGAACGAUUGCUUGCGCUUCGAGACAUAAUUCCCCCUACAACCCGAUCAUACAUCUCCAACAAAGUCGAGACUACUGCAGGCUGGAUCAAAUCGGGACUCUUAUUCGGUGGCAAGACGUUGUGGGUUGUAAGCACGAGUGCGUUACUGUUGGGUGUGCCGUGGGCGUUGGCCUUUGCGGAGGAACAGCAGAUGGUUGAGAUGGAGAAGGAGAUGAAGAUGCGAGAUAUGGGUGGAGAGCUGCUUAACCCCGGAACGACCGCUAGCGCAUUGAACGCUCAACUCUCUGCGCAACAAGGCAAACCAGCGUUGUAAUGAUGAGGACGAACGAGGGGCGUGGAAGCAAAGGGAAUUUGGGGCAAAUAGAUGAAUGAUUGCGUUGUAUAUUAGGGAGCGUUGGACGGCUGCAUAAUCAGGGAGCCUCUGAAGUCACAAGCCCAUAUUGUAAAAUUAGAUCUCAUCUCAUAAAGAACACAAAUUGUUCUGCAUCUCC
Messenger RNA from Hyaloscypha bicolor E, 702 nucleotides. Its product is annotated as mitochondrial import translocase, subunit Tom22. The transcript has 3 exons. Lineage: Eukaryota; Fungi; Ascomycota; Leotiomycetes; Helotiales; Hyaloscyphaceae. Bases 66 to 524 code for a protein of 152 amino acids. Gene Ontology annotation, biological process: intracellular protein transport. The record is from RefSeq and is a predicted model, not a curated record. Gene Ontology annotation, cellular component: mitochondrial outer membrane.